AUGGCGAAGAUGAUAGAUCCUCCGAAGGGCAAGGGAAACAGUGGGAAGCAUUACUACAUAAUGUGCGGGACGAUGUUUGAGAUCGACACCAAGUACGUGCCGAUCAAGCCCAUCGGAAGAGGAUCUUACGGGGUAGUUUGCUCGUCCAUGAACAAGGAUACGAACGAGAAGGUUGCGAUAAAAAAGAUUAACAAUGUCUUUGACAACCGUGAGGAUGCACUCAGGACGCUGCGCGAGCUGAAGCUCCUUCGGCACUUGAGUCACGAGAAUGUCAUUGCUUUGAAGGAUGUAAUGAUCCCAAUACAGAGGAGGAACUUCAAGGAUGUCUACUUGGUGUCCAAACUAAUGGACACGGAUCUGCAGAAGAUCAUCAGCUCGUGUAUAACGCUUUCCAAUGACCACUGCCAAUAUUUCCUAUUUCAGCUGCUCCGAGGGCUGAAGUAUCUUCAUUCAGCAGGGAUACUGCAUAGAGACCUGAAACCAGAAAACCUCUUGGUUAAUGCAAACUGUGACCUGAAGAUCUGUGACUUUGGUCUUGCUCGCACAAUUAACGCUAAAGUUCAGUCUAUGACUGGAUAUGUUGUCACCCGCUGGUAUAGAGCUCCCGAGCUGCUGCUCGGCUGCGACAACUAUGGCACCUCCAUAGAUGACUGGUCAGUUGGCUGCAUCUUUGCUGAGCUACUUGGCCGCAAGUCGAUCUUCCCAGGAACCGAUUGCCUAAAUCAGCUUAAGCUUAUAGUCAAUGUUCUUGGCACCAUGAGCGAUGAUGACCUUGAGUUUAUUGACAACAUGAAAGCUCGCAAGUACAUCAAAUCCCUUUCGUACGCCGACGGGAUUCCCCUCACUAGCAUGUACCCACAAGCGGACCCUCUCGGGAUUCCCCUCACUAGCAUGUACCCACAAGCGGACCCUCUCGCCAUUGAUCUGUUGCAGAAGAUGCUGGUCUUCGAUCCUUCCAAUAGGAUCAGUGUCACUGAGGCUCUGGAGCACCCCUAUAUGUCUACGCUGUAUGAUCCCGACGCAAACCCUCCUGCUCAGGCGCCCAUCGAUCUCGAUAUAGAUGAAAAACUCGGCGUGGACAUGAUCCGAGAAAUGUUGUGGCAGGAGAUGCUCCAGUACCCCUGA
This is a messenger RNA of Triticum turgidum subsp. durum (durum wheat), 1125 nucleotides long. Lineage: Eukaryota; Viridiplantae; Streptophyta; Magnoliopsida; Poales; Poaceae. The record is from the annotation of a GenBank genome assembly.